Rhagoletis zephyria (snowberry fruit fly) is the source of this 1176-nucleotide messenger RNA. The record is from RefSeq and is a predicted model, not a curated record. Lineage: Eukaryota; Metazoa; Arthropoda; Insecta; Diptera; Tephritidae.
AUGUCUGAAGUUGACAAGCACGAGACGCUGCUCCACAAGCUCUCCUACCACCAGGAUUCACUCAAGGGCAUUUUCGAUCUGCCCUGCAACAACAUGCACGUCAAACUGGCUGCCAUUGAGCGCAAGAUUGUCGCCAUAGAGGAGCUGGUCCUUGAGUUGCCCUAUGGCGAUGAGACUACCUCUUUCGAAGAGUGGCGCCUUACCGUUUCCGAGUUGUACCGUCGAUUCUUUCAGUUGGUCAGCGAGAAGAAAAAGAAGCCCGAAAAAGCGGUGUCCUCCGGAAAGGCGACCAAAGACGGCUCCACUCACAAGGACGCCUCCUCAAAUGAGGAAGUAGAAACUGGAAAUGUUUCUCCGGCUACUGCUGGCACCGUGACUUCUUCUGACAACCCGAAGUCGAACAAGAAGAGGUCCCAGUCAACUGCCUCUGGCACUGAACAAGGCAAUGGUGGCCGUGCUUCGCAAGGCUUUCGCCGCCCUGGACCGGUCAAGCAGACCUAUCGAAACCUGAGUUUUCGCCGCACCUCUGGCACCUUGCCGAUUUCUGCUGAGCCAGCCGUUGAAAAGAGCGUCGAGGAGCAGAAGGAGGAGCUGAAGACUCAGUAUGAUGGCUUCUUUUCGAAAUUGGAGCCCGUUGCCGAACUAUCCGUCGACUCCGACCUGGAAGGCAUGCGAAUUCUCUCGCUGCUCGUCAACCGAUGCAUUCGCCAGAUGACCCCCUUUGAAGACGACUCCCAGCUGUUGUCCGACCUGCUCAACUUUGCUUUGGCGAAAGCUCCCAAGACGGUGAUUGAACGCUACAAUAGCCUCAAUGAAGAAGCGGAGAAGGAGGUGGAAAAGGAUGACGCUGAAAACGAGGACGAGUCAAAGCGCCCCCCGCUGAAGGGCCUUCGCCUGCUGAAGAAGUGUCUGGUCGCUGAACUGACUGAUUUCUAUGAAACCGCCAAGGCGGCUCUUGUCACUGAGGAUGGGGGCGACUGCGCCGGCGGCGAGGCUACUGAAGGGCAGAACUGUUACUACUGCAAGUCAACCGGACACUACAAGUUCCGAUGCCCACAGAUGCGAAACCAGAUCUGCUUUCGCUGCUUCAAGCGAGGCCACAAGGCCAAGGAGUGCGGCCGCCGCUGCUUCAAGUGCGGCCUGGCGGGCCACUACAAGAAGUUCUGCAAGGCCUAG